AGUGAGAUUUGUGGAGAGAGGAAGGCUAGACUUGUUUUUCUCGUUCUCGCAUAUCUCCAGAAGGAGGGACAGACUGGUGUAAACAGAGCAGGAUGUGACAGUAGACAGACAAGGCUGUUGGACUGGGCUGGAGGAAUACACGCUACACGCAGACACACACCAAAAGAUGUCUGGGACACCACCCCCAGUACGUCCUAGGAAGCCAUCAGGUGUUAGAGUCAUGCCCCAUGAUGGUCAACUUCCUUCCCAUGGCUACACAAAGGUGUUCAAAGUGAAUGGGGCCAGUAGUGAGCCAAAAUACACAUCUCGAGGACAUGCAGAGAGAGAGGUGGAGAUCCUAAACCACUGUUUUGAUGACGUGGAGCGCUUCAUGGGACGCCUGCAGCAGGCUGCUGAGGCUCAGAGCAUCCUCAACCAGACAAAGAGGAAGAGCAGAAAAAGCAAGAAGAAAGAGAAGCAGGAUGAUGAUUUGCUGACCCUGAAAGCCUGCCCUCCACCUGAGGAGGAGUUUGUUGACAUUUUUCAGAAAGUCAAGUACUCCUUCUGUCUGCUGGACCGCCUGAAGUCGUCCAUCACAGAGCCAUCUUCUGGGGAGCUGGUGCAUCACGUCUUUAUUCCCCUGGGCCUGAUGGUGAAGACUACUGAUGGGCCAGAGAUGGGGGCGACUGUGGUCAGUCCAGCCUUGACCAGUGGUGCUGUGUCUCUACUGCAGAAACACCUGACCGAUGAAGAGAAGGAGCUUUGGAGCUCCCUAGGGCCUAACUGGACCUUACACUGCUCCCAGCUUGUUGAGUCUGUCCCUCCAUACUCACCUGUCUUUCUGGAUGGAUGGCAGCCUGAGGCCUUUGACCCAGAAGGUCAACUUUGGGAGGACCCAAUCAAGUCACAGCACAAACAGGACGCUCUUCAAUACAGUGUACAGGACCCUCCUGACCAGGCUGAGGAAGGACCCAGCUCAGUCCAGCCCACUGACGAAUCAGAUGGCAGUGAACUUCCACCUGAGGGCGAGAGAAUGUUCAGCUGCAGCUACGGCUUUGUUGCCAGGAACAGCAGUGAACUCUCCGUGCUGCAGGGAGAAACUCUGGAGGUGAUUGAGUCGUCAAAUCGUUGGUGGAAGUGCCGCAAUAACUUUGACCAGAUUGGGUUUGUUCCUUUCAACAUUCUGGAGCCUCUGUCUGCCCUCAACAACAACCAUAGGGAUAGCCCAGUGGCACUCAGACAGUCCAAGAAGGUGCCCUUCGCCCCUGCAAGGCACUUCUCCUACACCCCCUCCAGCAGAGAAGGGGCCAACCUCCCCGCCGUGCCCCGCCGUCCUCACAGCAUGUCCCCCUCCACCAUGACAGGGGGCGACAGAGACAAAGGCUUUAUGGUGAACGAUGAGCUCCUCCAGCGGCUGGCCAACGGCAGGGCGGGCUCCAUCCGUCCCCUAGUGAUCCCCCGCACCACAGACACCUCGGCCCCCCUGGACUACCACUCCCCUCCUGCGGAGGUAGAGGGCUGGCUGAGAGGGAAGGGCUUCACUGAGCCGACAGUAACACUGCUGGGGAGACUUACUGGUGCUGAGCUAUUUGCCCUGAGUAAAGAGGACCUGCGUAUGUUUUCACCAGAGGAGGGUGCCAGAGUGUACAGCCAGAUGAUGGUGCAGAAGGCUUUACUGGAGGAUGUCCGCAAAUCUACAGAGCUGGAGACAAUGAUGGCGAAACAGAAACAAAAAGCAGACUUCCAACUGGAGAGCAGGAGGCUGUGACCAAGAACAAGCUAUACACAUGUAUAUCACUGAAACACAGAUAUCACUGGUUGAUGGAUGCCAACACAAUAACAUUACUGUCACUGUUUAAGAGGACACACAAACUCACUAACAUUGUCUGUAUGGAGACUCUGAUACAAAGAUUUCACUUUUAAAGGGUAGUUCACCCAAACUAUAAAAUUACUUGCUUUCUUAAGGCAUCCGCAUGCUUCCCAGCCAAAACAGUUCGGAACAGUUUGUGCUUAUAUUAUGAUGACAUUUUGUGACGUUGUUUGUUUUGGACAUUGGUGAAGGUUGUUUAGGCUGUUCAGGCACAACAUUUUUCUGGAUGCAAGCAGAAGUUUUGAGCCGAAGUCUACGCCCCUUCGUCCGUGAUUGGUCAACAGUAGGGAUUUUUCAAUGAAGUCUUUGUUGUCAUUCAACGAGAGAUGACUCAUUUUCAUGCAAGAGUUUGAGAAAUACUGCACCAAACAUCUUUAGAUGGACAAUUGCAUGACUAAGAUCUGAAAAAAUGUCAAAAUUAAUGACAGAUUUCUUGAGUUACAGUAUCUUAGAACAAAUCUGACUAUUUUGAGGAGGUGUAUACUGGUUACGGCAUCUCAAAAUGGACAAACAGUACUGUUGCCGAUUUUUUUGUUCAGUUCGGCUAGCCGAGUUCAGCUAGGCGCCAGCCAAACUGAAGCCUGCUGGCGCCUUUACCCUGUAAGCAGUCUAUCACAUUUUAGGAGAAGACCCAGAAGCAUACAGUGUCGAAGUAACACAAGUUUAUUACUAGAACAGGGGGCAGGCAAAACGACAGAUCAAGGGCAGGCAGGGGUCAGUAAUCCAGAUUAGAGUCCCUAAGGUAAAGAACAGCAGGCAGUCUCGGGUUCAGGUAAGGCAGAGGUCAAUAAUCCAAUGUGGUGUGACAAGGUACAGAAAGGCAGGGUCAGGGCAGGCAGAAAGGUAAAAAAAACGGGAAAACUAGAAAACCGAAACUAGAACAAGACAGGAGCAAGGGGAAAAGCUGUAAGUUUGAUGAAUAAAGCGAGCUGGCAACAGACAAACAGAACACAGGUAUAAAUACACUGAGGAUAAUGGGGAAGAUGGGUGACACCUGAGGGGGUGGAGACAAGCACAAAGACAGGUGGAACAGAUCAGGGUGUGACACGUAUAGGUUAUAUGUUAAUGUUGCACAUUUACCUUGCUGCUGUUUGACCUGGUUACGGUUAGACAGGAUGACUUCAAGGUUAUAUGUUAAUGUUGUACAUUUCCCCUGCUGCUGUUCAACCUUUAAAAAAAUAAAAAUAUUUUACCUUUAUUUAACCAGGCAAGUCAGUUAAGAACACAUUCUUAUUUUCAAUGACGGCCUGGGAACAGUGGGUUAACUGCCUGUUCAGGGGCAGAACAGAUUUGUACCUUGUCAACUCGGGGGUUUGAACUCGUUUGAACUAGUCCAACACUCUAACCACUAGGCUACCCUGCCGCCCCACCUGGUUAUGGUUAGACAGGAUGACUUCUAGGUUAUAUGUUAAUGUUACACAUUUCCCCAAAUUAGGGGAGGGAAUAAGUAGGAAAUCUGGGAAUCAUCCAAAGGAAAAGCACUUCAUGAUGACAGAAGUGAGUAUUAUGGGGCGAGAGUCAUUUUGUUAAGUUACCUUUGCUUUCUUGGGUACAAGAACAAUGGUGGACAUCUUGAAGCAAGUGGGGCCAUGAUUGGGAGUCCCAUAGAGUGGUGCACAAUUGCCCAGCGUCGUCCGGGUUUGGCUGGUGUACGCCGUCAUUGUACAUAAGAAUUUGUUCUUAACUGACUUGCCUAGUUAAAUAAUAGUUAAAUUAUAUUAAAUACCUUAUUCAUGUUGGCCAUGGAGAAGGAGAGCCCACAGUCCUUGGUAGCGGGCCGCGUCGACAGCACUGUAUUAUCCUCAAAGCAGGCGAAGAAGGUGUUUAGCUUGUACGGAAGCAAAACGUCUGUGUCCGCAACGUGGCUAGUUUUUACUUCGUAAUCCUGUCACAUACGUAUCGUGUCUGAACCGUUGAAUUGCGACACCACUUUAUUUCUAAACUGACGUUUUGCCUGUUUGAUUGCCUUACGGAGGGAAUAACUACAGUUUUUGUAUUCGGCCAUAUUCCUAGUCAACUUGCCAUGGUUAAAUGCAAUGGUUUUCAAUUUCAGUUUUGUGUGAACGCUGCCCUCUAUCCACGGUUUCUGGUUUGGGUAGGUGUUAAUAGUCCCAGUGGGUACAACAUCUCCUAUACACUUCCUGAUGAACUCAGUCACUGUAUCCAUGUAUUCGUCAAUGUUAUUCUUUGAGGCUACCUGGAACACAUCAGGUAUUCUAGGUGGGGUGAACAAAAUGACUUGCGUUUCUGUAUGUUAUCACAAUCACACAAUGAGUAGUUCAUCAUGAAACAAACACCCCCACCUUUCUUCUUCCAGGAGAGUUCUUUACUCCUGUCUGAGAACCCAGCUGGCUGUGUAGGCAAAGACAGUAUAUCCCGAGAGAGCCAUGUUUCUGUGAAACAUAGGAUGUUACGAUCCCUGAUGUUUCUCUGGAAGGAGAUUCUUGCCCUGAGCUUGUCUACUUUGUUAUCCAGAGACUGAUCUUUAGAUAGUAAUAUACUCGAAAGCGGUGGAUGGUGUGCGCGCCUACUGAGUCGGACUAAAAGUCCACUCCGAAUACCUCUUCUCCAUCGCUGUGUUUUGGAUCAGCCUCUGGAAUCAGUUCAAUUGCCCUGGGGGGGUACAGUACAAAAACAUGAUCCAAUUCGUAUAGUUUAGGUGUAGUUUCGAUGGGCCGGCUGAGCAGGUUGACUGGAAUCCGUUUGUUUCCCGCUCAUCAACUUGGAUAGAGUCAAGGAUAUGUUUUGCAUUAUUCUAGUGUUUUCGUUUCCCUGAGAUACAUGUGAUUAGUAACAGAGUUAUAGUAAAUUAACAGCUUCUUUUUACAGUGUAAAACAUAAAAGAGAAUGGUAUCACAGUCAAAUUAUUAACAUGAGCGUCAACGCCCCACUAAAUAUUUAGAAUGAAAUCAUUGGUUUUGAAAAUGUAUCUCACCCUUUCCGCAGAGAAAUGUCUUAUAAAAAAUAAUGUAUUUUUUUAUAGUCUUUCCUACAAUGGUAUGUUAUAAACAUUGUAGGCCUCCAACUGCAGGCCUCCAAGGUUUUUACAUAAAACACUCGUGAUGCAUGUUUAAAUAUUAGUCAAUUAAUUCUAACAUGUCUUAAAUUAAUUCUAACAUGUCUUAAAAAAGGUUGUACUAAAAAUUUUGGAAUUCAAUAAAAGCAAUUGAAAAACUG
Oncorhynchus tshawytscha (Chinook salmon) is the source of this 5026-nucleotide messenger RNA. RefSeq names its product epidermal growth factor receptor kinase substrate 8-like protein 1. Gene Ontology annotation, molecular function: actin binding. NCBI's taxonomy places the organism in Eukaryota, Metazoa, Chordata, Actinopteri, Salmoniformes, Salmonidae. The transcript is spliced from 15 exons. Gene Ontology annotation, biological process: positive regulation of ruffle assembly; Rho protein signal transduction; regulation of Rho protein signal transduction. Gene Ontology annotation, cellular component: plasma membrane; ruffle membrane; vesicle. The record is from RefSeq and is a predicted model, not a curated record. Bases 167 to 1747 code for a protein of 526 amino acids.